AUGGCUCAGUGUGAAAUGGUCGACACUGAUGAUGAUGAGCUGGUUUCAUCAUAUUUUGAACUAGACCGGGCCUCGGCGCCGUCUUCCAAUAGCCCGGGAGGCUAUUGUGAUGCUGGUAGGUUAGAUGAAAACAUUUCAGGGUUUGAGCCUAUAAGGAACCGGAUUAAUGGCGCGAAUAAACUUGAGUGCGGACAGAACCUCAAGGAGAAUUACUCGGGUGGUGUUGGUUGCUAUGUAUGGCCGUCGAGUUCGCAAAUAUCUAUUUCGGAAAGCCCGCCGAUGGAAGAGGUUUUCAAAGGUCUGGGGAUCGAUCAUGAGCAGGAAGCCCGCAGAGCGGAGAUGGCGGUGACGGCGUUUUUAACAAUCGAACUGAACGAAAACCAAAAGGAUUACUUUCCUAGUAAACACUCCGGGAUAGACUGGAAGAAAGAACUUCGCCAAGUCUAUCGGCCUACAUGA
Annulohypoxylon truncatum is the source of this 459-nucleotide messenger RNA. RefSeq lists its product as uncharacterized. The record is from RefSeq and is a predicted model, not a curated record. The transcript has a single exon. The coding region runs from base 1 to 459 and encodes 152 amino acids. NCBI's taxonomy places the organism in Eukaryota, Fungi, Ascomycota, Sordariomycetes, Xylariales, Hypoxylaceae.